AUGUCUGUCGACAAAAAUCCGCCCAAGGAGGAUAGCGAAGAAUCAAUGGGGUCAAGCCCAGAGGGAGAGGCCCCCGCUGCGCCUCCGCAGCAACAGGCUGAAAAUCAACAACCGAAGCGAAAAGGGGGUCGCAAACCGAUCUAUGCGACGUCUGAGGAGAGGAAGCAAAGAAACCGCCAAGCACAAGCGGCCUUCCGUGAGCGCCGGACCGAGUACAUCAAGCAACUCGAGGAGGCCAUCCGAACCCAUGAGCAAAACCUGGCUAACCUCCAGGCUGCUCAUCGACAUGCCGCCGAUGAGUGUCUCAUGCUGCGUUACAAGAACUCGCUGCUAGAACGCGUUCUCUUGGAGAAAGGCAUCGAUGUGCAAGCUGAGCUUCGUGCCAAAACCGGCAGCCCAAAUCUGGGCCCGACCCAUGUUCCCCAAAAUCUGGUGCAGCCGCCGCCGAUUCAGCGGGCCAUUCUAAACAGACAUCAUGCUCGUCGAUCGACUUCAGGCAUUGCGCCAAAGCUCGAGCCAGGCAUUCCCGUAUCCCCAUUACCACCACCGAUGCACUCCCACCAGUCGGCCAUGUCCCCCAAGAACCAGCACACCCCGUCGUCUCAUUCGGCUUCGCCAACUGGAACCGCGGCUUUCGGCUCCCAGCACGCCGCUUCUCCUGCCGGAUCCGAGCAUCUCAACGGUCAAGUUCGGUCGCCGAUGCCGCCUGUCGCCGGGAUGAAAGCAGCGCCACCUCACUUGGCACCUCUUCAGGGCUUACCAGGGCCUCGACAAGUGCAAAUUCCCGGUCUCCCGCCGGGCGCUAAUCACGUACGGGGUGUCUCCGGGACCUCAGCUCCAUUCUAUCCAACACCUUCAUUCCAAAACCACAUUGAGCAGCUCGGCAAGUUGGCCCAACAGGAAUAUGAUGCCGCUGCUGAUAUGAUGGACGAUGGCGGCGACGCCCCCGAUACACCAAGUGGGCCUGGCCCUUAUCCCGGCUCGACCUAUGCCGGCGAGCCACAAUCAAUGUCCCUCUCGUCCCCGGUUACCACUGGACCGCCCGGAGGUCAGGCCAUCGCCGGACAGUCGCCGAUCGAAAACGUCGCUCAUACGCAGCAUCCAACCUACCCCUCAAUGACUCAACUGCUGGACCCGAGCUAUGAUUUCGACCCCUUUGGGCUGAGCGCGAGCAUGGCCUUUCCCACACAAUUCUCGUUCGAUACCAGCAACAUGCGGUAA
Molecule: messenger RNA, 1221 nt
Organism: Chaetomium globosum CBS 148.51
Lineage: Eukaryota; Fungi; Ascomycota; Sordariomycetes; Sordariales; Chaetomiaceae
Exons: 4
Coding region: 1-1221 (406 amino acids)
Cellular component (GO): RNA polymerase II transcription regulator complex
Molecular function (GO): DNA-binding transcription activator activity, RNA polymerase II-specific; transcription cis-regulatory region binding
Source: RefSeq, a predicted model, not a curated record